Messenger RNA from Alnus glutinosa, 1306 nucleotides. Its product is annotated as UMP-CMP kinase. Gene Ontology annotation, biological process: 'de novo' pyrimidine nucleobase biosynthetic process; UDP biosynthetic process; CDP biosynthetic process. Gene Ontology annotation, molecular function: ATP binding; UMP kinase activity. The record is from RefSeq and is a predicted model, not a curated record. Bases 202 to 873 code for a protein of 223 amino acids. Lineage: Eukaryota; Viridiplantae; Streptophyta; Magnoliopsida; Fagales; Betulaceae. The transcript is spliced from 9 exons. Gene Ontology annotation, cellular component: cytoplasm; nucleus.
GCUCAACGGUUCUGGGCUUCUGGCGCAACCAACGUGCCUCGGUGCCUGGGUGUACGUGGAGCUGGAAAAUAGGUAUUGCGUGCUACAUGUUCGACGUAAUAUCUCAGUCAAUUAACGAAAUCCAAAAACAAAAGCAAAAGAAAAACCAAGAACUCAGAUCAAGACGUCCCCGGGGAGAGAGAGAGAGAGAGGACAGGGGAGAUGUGGAGGCUCGUAACUUCACUUACCGCAUUGGUUUCUACCAGCAAAUCAUCAACUCUCAACCAGCCAGCAUCUACAUCGAAGAUUUGGAAAUCAUUUACCACAGAGAUGGCAAGACAUGGAAUUUCCUCCCAUGAUUGCACCCCAUUCAUAACUUUUGUCUUAGGUGGCCCUGGUAGUGGGAAAGGUACACAAUGUGCAAAGAUUGUUGAUACUUUUGGAUUUAAACAUCUUAGUGCAGGAGAUCUGUUAAGGAGGGAAAUAGCUUCUAAUAGUGAAUAUGGCUCCACGAUUCUUAAUACAAUUAAAGAAGGACGAAUUGUUCCUUCUGCAGUGACAGUCAAACUGAUACAAAGGGAGAUGGAAUCAAGUGACAAUCACAAAUUUCUUAUUGACGGCUUCCCACGAAGCGAGGAAAACCGCAUAGCAUUUGAACGAAUCAUGGGAGCAGAACCAAAUAUCGUUCUUUUCUUUGAUUGCCCUGAAGAAGAGAUGGUGAAGCGAGUGCUAAGCCGUAAUCAGGGCCGAGUUGAUGAUAAUCUAGACACAAUCAAGAAACGUCUUAAAGUGUUUGAAGCACUGAAUCUUCCUGUAAUCAAUUACUAUGCGGAGAAAGGAAAACUUUAUAAGAAGCCAAUAUGUGCAGAUCAGUGCAUUAGGAACAGAAGAUGAAAUAUUUGAACAAGUUCGCCCAGCUUUUGCUGCAUUUGAGAUUAAUUCAUAGACCCUGCCAUUCGUUGAACGACAAUGACUCGAAUUUUACUCUGCAGCAGGUGAUUAAGUGAAAGUUAAAUUGUGUGUGUCAACCAAAGUACAAGCACGGCAGAUCCGGGUUUUUUUUGGGAGUUCUGCCUAUCUUGGCUGAGAUGGCCACAGGUUAGUUGGCCCUUUCAAGUAAUGGGAAUUCUCAGCUUAGUUUGUCUGGGAAUUCAGUAGAGGCAAAAACAAAUGAGCUUAGAGGGUAAAUGUUCUUUAACUGUUAUUAUUUUGAUGUACACUGUUUAUGCUGCAAUAGAAAUGUGCAGUGUUGACCCCCCCACCCCCAAUAAAAAGCUCAAAUAUUGUUCUAUAUUAUGAAAAAGGUACUCUUUGGCUUACAGAUUUA